Solanum tuberosum (potato) is the source of this 1111-nucleotide messenger RNA. RefSeq names its product xyloglucan endotransglucosylase/hydrolase protein 24-like. Gene Ontology annotation, cellular component: cell wall; apoplast. The transcript is spliced from 3 exons. Lineage: Eukaryota; Viridiplantae; Streptophyta; Magnoliopsida; Solanales; Solanaceae. Gene Ontology annotation, molecular function: xyloglucan:xyloglucosyl transferase activity; hydrolase activity, hydrolyzing O-glycosyl compounds. The record is from RefSeq and is a predicted model, not a curated record. Gene Ontology annotation, biological process: xyloglucan metabolic process; cell wall biogenesis. Bases 56 to 913 code for a protein of 285 amino acids.
UUUGACUUGUGAAAAACAAAUCAAGAAAGAUCACUAAAAUUGAACCAAAUAUUUAAUGGCUUCCUUAGUUCUUUGUUUGGUCAGUUUUGCAUUUUGCUUUUUGCAUUAUAGUUUGGCUUCUAAUAAUUUCAAUCAAGAUUUUGAUGUUACAUGGGGAGAUGGUAGGGCAAAAGUUUUAAACAAUGGCAAACUUCUUACUCUUUCCCUUGACAAAGUUUCUGGCUCUGGUGUUAAAUCCAAGAAAGAGUAUUUGUUUGGAAGGAUUGAUAUGCAACUUAAGCUCGUGCGUGGAAAUUCAGCUGGUACAGUUACUACAUAUUAUUUAUCAUCACAAGGGUCAACACAUGAUGAGAUAGAUUUUGAAUUCUUGGGAAACCUUAGUGGAGAUCCUUAUAUUGUUCAUACAAAUGUGUAUACUCAAGGCAAAGGUGACAAGGAACAACAAUUCUACUUAUGGUUUGAUCCCACUGCUGAUUUUCAUACAUACUCCAUUCUAUGGAAUCCACAAACAAUUAUAUUUUAUGUGGAUAGCACACCAAUAAGAGUGUUCAAAAACAUGAAGUCAAGUGGAGUACCUUACCCAAAUAACCAACCUAUGAGAGUCUAUGCAAGUCUAUGGAAUGCAGAUGAUUGGGCCACCAGAGGUGGCCUUAUUAAAACAAAUUGGUCCAAUGCUCCAUUCAUUGCUUCUUUUAGAAAUUUCAAAGACAAUAAUGCUUGUAUUUGGGAAUUUAGAAAAUCCUCAUGCACAAAUUCAACAAAGUCAUGGUUCUCUCAAGAACUUGAUUCUACAAGCCAAGCUAGGUUACAAUGGGUGCAAAAGAACUAUAUGGUUUACAAUUAUUGUAAUGAUAUCAAUAGGUUCCCUCAGGGGAUUCCUCUAGAGUGCACUUUCAACUCUACGACUAGUUAAAUCUAAUUUUUCAGACUCUUUUAAAAUGUUAUCAUAUGCGUGUCAGAUUUGACACGCAUAUGCAAUCGGCAUUUUUUAAGAGUAUGAGUAAUAUCGAUUCUAUUGGUGUUGGUAAUUAAUUAUUAUAUUCCACUUGUAAUUUACUAAAUUCAUUUCCACAUAUAUCUAAUAAUUUUGAAAUAGGAUUAUGUAAUAAAA